AUGCGUCUAUCCAAGGUACUGAUGGACGGGGCCAGCAGUCUCAACAUCCUCUACAUCGACACCUUGGAAGCCAUGGGAAUCCCACAAGCCUACUUGCGGGAAUCCCUCUUCCCCUUCUACGGCAUCUUGCCGGGCAUGAAGGCAUACUCGGUCGGCAACAUCGACUUACUGGUCACGUUUGGCAGCAAAUCCAACUUCCGCACCGAGACCCUCACAUUCGAGCUCAAGCUGCCGGGCCCGAGCGGUGUCAUCACCGUGAGCGGCUCCUUCGAACAGGCCUACGUAAGCAGUUGUGAGUACUAUGACCUCGCCACCACCGCGGCAAACUCGGUUGAGCUUGGCCAGCUUCGCGCCACCACCGUCGAGUGCCGCCCUGACCAUGGAAAGCCUAGCCAGGCACCGGCCUUCGUCUCAACCGACGAGACCAAGUCGGUCACGGUCGAUGACACCGACCCCACCAAGACGGUGCGGAUCGGCUCCUAG
Molecule: messenger RNA, 483 nt
Organism: Panicum virgatum (switchgrass)
Lineage: Eukaryota; Viridiplantae; Streptophyta; Magnoliopsida; Poales; Poaceae
Exons: 2
Coding region: 1-483 (160 amino acids)
Source: RefSeq, a predicted model, not a curated record